AUGUCCGGAGAGACCAAAAUCCCCUCCUCCCACGAGGGAGAUGAAGACGAAGAGGAGGAGGAAGCGGAAAGCGACUCCCCUCUUAAGGGGAGGAAGAAGAAGAGGGCAGCGUCCACAGACCCAGAGGAGGAGGCGCCCAAGAGGGGGAAGAUGGCCCUCUCGGAUGGUUCGGAUUCGGAGGCCGAACCCAUCAAGAAACUUCCCAGGGUGAAGCCCCUGGCCGAAUCUCCUGCUCGCGACCUUCCCAAUCCUUCACUAUCUGAGGGGAGUUCACUGCCGCCCGAGAUGGUUCAGUCCGCCAAGAGCGGGCUGAACGAGGCCUUCACCAGCCUACUAACAGGCUUCAAGGCCUCCCUGUUGGCAGCAACCGCCCAGGCCACUGAAGUUUCCGAACUCAAUCGAAAACUGAAGCUGGCUGAUGAUGAGAUCGGCCACAUUAACAAAUGGUUCGAUGAGACGCAAGGUAGCGCGGCCGAGGACGAGACCCUCAAGAGCGCCCUUGCCCAAGCCAAGGAGGAGGCAAAGGCGAGCAAAGCGGCCACUGCCAAAGCGGCUGAGGAAUUAAAGACUGCACAGGUCGCCCGCCGCCAGCAUGAAGAGAGGGUGGCCGAAGUGGAGCAAGAGCUGAAGGACGCCGUCGGCAAAUGCGAGGCUUUGGAGGAGAAGACUACGCCCAAGCGGACGAACUCGCCAAAGCCCUCCAUGAGGCCAAGGAGGCACGUACCGAGUCCCGGAGUGCUCGUGAAGAGAUCCGGCAGGCCGAAUAGAUAG
Messenger RNA from Aegilops tauschii subsp. strangulata, 771 nucleotides. The record is from RefSeq and is a predicted model, not a curated record. NCBI's taxonomy places the organism in Eukaryota, Viridiplantae, Streptophyta, Magnoliopsida, Poales, Poaceae.